GAGCGGUUUUCGUCAUUAGAUACAGAUACACAGCUGUGAGAAGUUUGUUUUCCAGUUAACGCAAGUGUUUGGACGCAGCCAAAGCCAAUGGAAAUUCAACCGUUUAACCGCACACAAACCGAAAACAAAGCCAAUACGCAGCAAACAUUUUAUGAAAAUGCCAAAAUAAUAGCACAAAUUGUGCCAAUCAGCGCCAAAGAAUAUAUAUUUAUUGGGAUAACAGAAGAGAAAUAUUACAACAAACAAUUUAAAGUGUAAGAAUAUAAACAAAGUGACAAUCCAGCCAAAAUACAUGAAAACCAUAGCCAGCCAAAAGCUGUAAAUCUAAAGAAAUUAUUGAAACACCUCCAAAUAAACCACACAAAUUGAGUUAAAAGGAGUAAAGAAAGGUUCGAGAAACAGCAGUUAAAAAAUACUCGAACAAUACAUAAUAAAGACAAGACUUAAUCAAAGGUCAGUAAUCAAUAGAGUUGCUGCAUGGGGAACAGUCUGAUAACGAGUGGAAAACCGAGUCAGCGCCGCGAGAAGAGGCUUUUCGAGAGGCUGAGCUGCAGCUACACUCAGACUGCCAAUAGAAUGGAGUUGAACGUGAAUCCGCUGCUGGUUCUGGCCCGCUCCAUAGCGGCACCUCCCACGCCGCCGCUAACCCCCGAAAAGUUGGAAUCGAAUAAAGAAGUGGGCCACCCGAAGGCGGCCAUCGAACAGCUGCCUAACGAGAUGUGGCUGGAGAUAAUGUCCUACCUGUCCUACAACGAUCUGCAGCAAUUGCGCCUGGUGUCCUGGCGAUGCCGAGAUCUGGUCCACCGUCGCCGAUUCAUGGAGAAGGGAAAGGUUAUAGUGACGCAACACAAUCUGGAGGCGAUCCACAAGCAUGCGAAGGCAGGAAACUGCUACUUGAGUUUCGAGCGGAUCGAACUGCGAAAUUUGCGCCAGUGCAGCCAGUUGGAGAAGUUCCUGCGUCUGGUGGGUCACGAGGUGAAGCAUCUGCAAGUGCGCCAUGCCCCUGUAUUCCGGAAUAUUGAUGGCAAGUUGCCAAACCUGAAAGUUCUGACGAUUGCGACCACCAGUUCCAUGGAUGACCAGCACCUGAAGUCGGUGGAUGGCCUGGAUAUGAAACAGUUCACCCACCUGGUGGGAUUCGAAUGCGAUGGCGUGAGUCUGGACUCCUCGCUGAAGCUGCUCAUGCUGCUGCAGUUGCGUCGAACGGAGAACAAGGUGCAGCUGCGGAACCUGCAAUUCGAGUUCCGAAGGAACAACGAGAACGCUUUGCUCGAUGUCCUGCGCGAUCAUGCGGACACCUUGGUGUGUGUGGACAUCUUCUUCAGCUGUUCGCCGGGCAUCGACACUCGGGAGUGGUGCCAGGCAUUCGAAACCAUGCACAACCUGCGUACUCUCAAGCUGUCCGGUAAUUGCCAUCUGGUCCUUCUGGAGGCCGUCUUAAGAGCCGUGCCUCAAUCAGCACCAAUUCGCCAGUUGGAUUUAACCGGUAUGCUGUCGCUCACCAACGAACUGCUGCUCUAUAUAGCCGACAAGUGGCAAGGCACUCUGAAGGUGCUGGAUCUUAUGUUCUGCGUCCAGCUCAACGCCAAUUGUAUUGAUGCACUGCGCCAGCUGAGUGGUCAGUUGGAGGCCCUGACCAUGGCCUACUGUAGAGAAUUGACGGGGAUGGGCUUGGUCCAGGGACUGGUCGGCAACACGAACUACGCCCUGCAGGAGCUGCAUUUGGAGGAAACCAUAUUUCUGGAUGAGAACUCGAUGUGCCAACUCCUGGAAAGACUGCCCAAUCUUCGGCGCCUUAGUUUGGAUAAUUGCCGCCAAGCGGUGACGGAUCGCACCAUGGCCACCAUUUGCAGAUACCAAACGAGACUGCGAAACCUGAACAUCGAUUAUUGCGUGAAGAUUACUGAUCAAGGGUUGGUUGGCUUUGGCGAGACUCCUUAUCCCAUUAGUCGGUUACGCGGCUUGAAGGAGCUCAACCUCCGCGGCUGUCGCAACCUUACAGAUCAUUCCCUAAAGAUAGGUCUUAAGCUGCCCGAACUGCGUGCCCUUUCCUUGGGCUAUUGCUCGCGACUCUCAGCGGAGGGUUUUGAGGCCUUGACACGGAACUGUCCAUCUCUGGAAGCUCUUUGCGUCUCCAGCUGCAUGGCUGUCGAUGAUGAGACUGUGCGGGUUAUUGUGAGUAAUCUGAAGCGCCUGAGGAUACUCAACUUGAGCAACUGUGCCAAGCUGACGCUGCAAUCGAUCCAUCAUAUCCUGACGCAUGGACACAACCUAGUGGAGCUAAUUGCCUGCUCCAUUGACGGAAUGGAUCACGAGCAGGCCCAGCGGCUUUUGGAGGCGGAGAGACCGCAAAUGAAGCAGGUGCUUCUAUAGCAGGAGAGGUACAUCCACUGACGGAGCCGGAACAGCCCCCUAAACCUCAACGAUUGGGGACGACGGGACGAUGAUGAAUUCGAUGACGAUGAGACCGAGAUUAUCGAGAUUGUGGUUUAGGCGUCGCUCCUCUGGUGACAGAUUGAAAUGAAGAUUUGCGUAUAACGUACAUUGAUUUAUCUUUAAGCAAAUUAAUAUACGCCCUGUAAACUGUGGGCUAAACUCUA
Molecule: messenger RNA, 2600 nt
Organism: Drosophila elegans
Lineage: Eukaryota; Metazoa; Arthropoda; Insecta; Diptera; Drosophilidae
Product: dynein regulatory complex subunit 6
Exons: 4
Coding region: 478-2373 (631 amino acids)
Biological process (GO): SCF-dependent proteasomal ubiquitin-dependent protein catabolic process
Cellular component (GO): SCF ubiquitin ligase complex
Molecular function (GO): protein binding
Source: RefSeq, a predicted model, not a curated record